UCCCUCCCGGCGCGGGCAGCGGUGCGGGCCAUGGCUGCGGCUACUCUCUGCUCGGUGUUGGCUGCCAGGCUGCUCCGGCCCGCGCAGAGCUGCCGCCUGCGGCAUCGUGCCUUCCACCUCGCUGCCGUCCGAAACGAGGCUGUGGUCAUUUCCGGAAAGAAGCUAGCCCAGCAGAUCAAGCAGGAAGUACGGCAGGAGGUGGAAGAGUGGGUGGCCUCUGGCCACAAGCGACCACAUCUGAGCGUCAUCCUGGUGGGCGAGAAUCCUGCCAGUCACUCCUACGUUCUCAACAAAACCAGGGCAGCUGCUGACGUGGGAAUCAACAGCGAGACAAUUGUGAAGCCAGCAUCAAUCUCAGAGGAAGAAUUGUUGAAUUUAAUUAACAAACUCAAUAACGAUGACAAUGUGGAUGGUCUCCUCGUUCAGCUGCCUCUUCCAGAACACAUCGAUGAGAGGAAGAUUUGCAAUGCUGUGUCCCCCUACAAGGAUGUUGACGGCUUUCAUGUGAUCAAUGUUGGGCGCAUGUGUUUGGACCAGGAUUCCAUGCUCCCGGCCACCCCGUGGGGAGUGUGGGAGAUAAUUAAGCGAACAGGCAUCCCAACCCUAGGGAAGAAUGUGGUUGUGGCUGGAAGGUCCAAAAAUGUUGGCAUGCCCAUUGCAAUGUUAUUGCACACGGAUGGGGCACAUGAGCGGCCUGGAGGUGAUGCCACGGUGACAAUAUCCCAUCGCUACACUCCCAAAGAGCAGCUGAAGAAACACACCAUUCUCGCGGAUAUUGUAGUAUCCGCUGCAGGCAUCCCAAACCUCAUCACCGCAGAUAUGAUUAAGGAGGGAGCAGCAGUGAUCGAUGUGGGCAUAAACAGAGUUCAAGACCCCGUAACUGCUAAACCCAAGCUGGUUGGCGAUGUGGAUUUUGAAGGCGUCAGGAAGAAAGCCGGCUACAUCACUCCGGUCCCUGGGGGUGUGGGUCCCAUGACUGUGGCAAUGCUAAUGAAGAACACCAUUAUUGCUGCCAAGAAAGUGCUGAGGGCUGAAGAACGGGAAGUGCUCAAGUCUACAGAGCGUGGAGUAGCCACCAGCUAACUGGUGCCUGCGAGCCAGGGGCAGCCCUCCAAACCAACUCAAGAAGCAAGCGGGCUGGCAGAAAAUGCAAUAUAUUUUAAUUUAUUCUCUUGUGAUGGUUUAAAAUGAUGCUGUGUAUUUAUUGAAAGUUUAAAUGGGUGGCAGUUGGCACACAUGGCUCUACAGUCGUGCCAUAGGGAGGGAGGCCAGUGGCACACUGGGGUGUGUAAUCUAGCCAAGACAAGCAAGUAGCCUAAUGGUUAAUGUGGGAGCCACUGUCCCGUCAGGAAUGGAUGAUAACUCUGUGAAGUCAUGUCAGUUGAAAGUUUGCCUUUUCCAGGAUUACAUUUCCUAAGUGCUAUUCCAAUAAGAGUUGAUCUCAGGUUCCAAACCUUCUGAGUUCAACCAGUCAAACCAAAGGAAAAAAAAAAAAAUGUUGCUAGGGAGAAUUAGGGAAAAGGUGAAGAGGAAAUCAUGGUAACUGAGUAGUAAAAAUUGCAAAUGUGUGUACCUGCUGAUGGAGAGCCAGAUUUGUGUAAGAACAGAACUGGAUGGGAAAGAAGAGUGCACAUAGUCAUGUUCCUGAGCUUCCCCGUUGCUGGGACAGUGUCUGGAGUUCUGUGGCUGCUAUUAGCUCUCCUUGUAGGUUUGUUACCCUUCCAAGAGGCCUCCCCAUUUUAGUUUUCUAGAGUUGGAAGAUUUGUUUUGUAAAUUAUUCACAUUUAUUGUGAUGUUUGGCUUUUGCUAUGCCUUAGACUUCAUUGUUAAGUUUUUAUUUGCGGGUGUUGGGGGGUGGGAAUGCUAUGAUAUCUUUGGUACUUCUUAAAACCUAUUUUUGGAAACCACCACUUGGGCUUGAUAAUCACAAGAGCAGCUUGUACAAGUCUCCAACUUCCUUUUCCACCAAAGACUCGCUGGUAGCUGCCUGCUCUCCACCAUGGGCUGUGGUGGCUUUCCCAGGUUUGAAGAGCUUAAUUCUAAGAUUUUCUGUGAGAGGUUGUAUGUGUGAGUGCGUGUUAAAUAAAACACAUCUGUCUGGUGUGGAAUGAGUUUCUGAAA
Ochotona curzoniae (black-lipped pika) is the source of this 2121-nucleotide messenger RNA. It is a transcript of the gene MTHFD2, whose product is annotated as methylenetetrahydrofolate dehydrogenase (NADP+ dependent) 2, methenyltetrahydrofolate cyclohydrolase. Gene Ontology annotation, cellular component: mitochondrion. The coding region runs from base 31 to 1083 and encodes 350 amino acids. The record is from RefSeq and is a predicted model, not a curated record. The transcript has 8 exons. Gene Ontology annotation, molecular function: methylenetetrahydrofolate dehydrogenase (NAD+) activity; methenyltetrahydrofolate cyclohydrolase activity; methylenetetrahydrofolate dehydrogenase (NADP+) activity. Lineage: Eukaryota; Metazoa; Chordata; Mammalia; Lagomorpha; Ochotonidae. Gene Ontology annotation, biological process: tetrahydrofolate interconversion.